AAAUUUUGGGUUUGGUGUUUGACUCCCCUCACCCCCACCCUCCUCUCACUCUCACUUUCUCUCUCCUCCCUUUGCUUUUGGUCUGCGCCUCCUUGCAGACCGUGUGACCUGGGCUUGGGGGCCGCGUUUAAUCUUCAUUUUCAUUGUCCUAAUUUUCCAAUCAACAAAGUUUUCUUCUUUUUGUUUUCCCCUACUGUUUGGCUAUACUACUCUUCAUUAUCAUCAAUUUAAUCAUCAUAAGUAUAAUUAUAAUCAUCAUUAUCAUUCACUCUACCCAUCAAUUUCUUCGCCGUUUCCUUUACUCACUCUUUUUGUUUUCUCUCUCUCUUUCUGGGGAAAUUACAGUUGGGAAUAACAAUAAUCAGAACUAAAAUUAAAGAAUUUCUUGGUGUUCUAAUUCAGAUCCACCACUCUAUGCUCUUCUGGCUUUGAAGAACUGGGUUUUUUCUAGGUGAACCAGUAAGAAGAGUAUUGUGCUAGAUCAGUGUUGUGGGUGCAACUUUCUGCUGGUGAAAUUGGUGUUUUAGUGUUUAUUCUGGUAAAAUUUAGGGUAAGGUUUUAUGCAGAGGAAUGUAUAGACUUUAGAGAGUGAAGUUUAGUUUCUAUUUUUGUAUGUGAAUAUAAAAAUGGGUGGGAUAUGCUCGAGAAGGGCUACUGUUGAUAAUGUCCCAAGUAGUAGUUAUUCACAAAAUGGUGGUAGUAAUUAUGGUGCUGGGAUUAUAUUGGACUCUCAUGCAUUGCCUGAUAAAGAAAAUAGUGGUUCAAUUCUUCCCAGUGGUGGGGAAAAUGUCGAUAAGGCGGUACCGGAAUCCUUUUCGUUUCCCGAGCUGGAUGCUAAUACUAAUGGGAUCAAUGAGGCUUCAAAUGGGACAUAUACGGAUGCGAAUGAUGACGGGAUUCCACGGUAUUCUAGGGCUUUAUCACAUAAAUCUAGGUCAACAAAGUCCAAGCAGGUUGCCGUUGCAAAGGUGUCUGAGAUGAGCACCCUUUUAGGUAAAGCUGGCUCUGCUGGGUUUGGGAAAGCAGUAGAAGUUUUAGACACACUUGGUAGUAGCAUGACAAGCUUGCACCUCAGUGGUGGUUUUGUCUCAAGUGUGACAACCAAAGGGAAUAAGAUAUCCAUAUUGUCAUUUGAGGUCGCCAACACAAUUGUGAAGGGUGCAAACCUUAUGCAAUCACUUUCCAAGGAAAGCAUCAAACAUCUUAAGGAGGUUGUGCUUCGAUCAGAAGGCGUGCAAAGCUUGGUAUCCAAAGAUAUCGAUGAACUCCAAAGGAUUGCUGCAGCUGACAAGAGGGAAGAAUUAAAAGUAUUUGCCGGGGAGGUCAUUCGCUUCGGAAAUCGCUGUAAAGACCCUCAAUAUCACAAUUUGGAUCGUUAUUUUGAGAAAUUGGCUUCUGAACUUACUCCCCAAAAGCUGAAAGAAGAAGCUGAGACAAUAAUGCAAAAUCUGAUGACAUUGGUUCAGAACACUGCCGAGUUGUAUCAUGAGUCACAUGCUUUGGAUAGAUUUGAACAAGAUUAUCGGCGGAAGCUACAAGAGGAAGAUAACCCGAGCACAGCUCAAAGAGGAGAUAGCUUAGCAAUUCUCAGGGCGGAGUUGAAGAGCCAAAGAAAGCACGUCAGAAGUUUGAAAAAGAAAUCACUUUGGUCUAGGAUUCUGGAAGAUGUGAUGGAGAAACUUGUGGACAUAGUUCACUUUUUACAUUUAGAAAUUCACGAGGCAUUUGGAGAUGCUGAUGGAGAUAGGCCAAUAAGGACAUCUUCAAACAAUCAUCAAAAGUUGGGGUCAGCUGGCCUCGCCUUGCAUUAUGCAAAUAUUAUUACUCAAAUAGAUACUCUUUUCUCUCGCUCAAACUCUGUACCACCAAACACAAGGGAUGCUUUAUACCAGGGAUUGCCGCCUAACAUCAAAUCUGCUUUAAGAUCGAAAUUGCAGUCAUUUCAGCUUAAGGAAGAGCUUACUGUCCAACAAAUAAAAGCCGAAAUGGAAAAGACGCUGCAUUGGCUUUUUCCUAUUGCUACAAACACGACAAAAGCGCAUCACGGAUUUGGUUGGGUUGGUGAAUGGGCAAAUACCGGUUCGGAGGUCAAUCGAAAACCAGCAGGUCAAAAUGACUUGCUAAGAAUCGAGACACUCUACCACGCGGACAAGGAGAAAACCGAGGCUUACAUUCUUGACCUAGUGGUGUGGCUUCACCAUCUCAUCAGCAUAUCUAGGGCUUCUUCUUCAAAUUGUGGGACCCGAUCUCCUAUCAAAUCCCCGAUGCGGUCCCCGAACCAAACGAUCCUGCAGUUGUCCCCACACAAGACGACUACCUGCCCGUCUCCUACACUCUCCAUUGAAGACCAACAAAUGCUUUGUGAUGUGGCUAAGAGGAAACUCACUCCAGGUAUUAGUAAGAGUCAGGAGUUUGACACGGCUAGAAGUCGGUUAAGUAAGCAUCAACGGUUGAGCAAGAGCAACAGCCAUUCCCCCACGAGAGAAACGAAGAGAGAGAUUUACUCCACGAGACGACCGUCUUCCGUCCCGGUUAUCGAUUUUGAUAUUGACCGAAUCAAAGCAUUGGAUGUCAUUGACCGGGUGGAUACCCUAAGGAGUUUGUAAGUACUAGAGGUGGCAAUUCUGGUCUAUGGGUCAGGUUCGGGUUUGGUUUCGGGUCGAUUUCGGGUUGUGUCAAAAAAAUAUCAGAAAUAUUGUAAAACUUAAUAUUAUGGGUCAAAUCGGGUCGAUUUCAGGUCAUUCGGGUUUCUCUCAGUAACUUAAGGGUCGGGUUAUCGGGUCGGGUUAGGGAUUGCCACUUGCCAGUCCUAUUUGUAACUAUGCCCUAUAUCUUGUGAUUUGUGAAGAUGGCUAGACUUCUCUGGGGAAGAUGGCACUGAGUGAUUAUGUCCUAAUCAAUUGUGUAAUUGAAAAAUCAGACCAGAUUAGGCGAGAAAGAAGGGAGGAUUCAGAUUGUUGCAGAGAGGUUGAGGUAGCAUGUUUUUGGUCAGGUUCAAGUUGAUGUACAGAAUACUUUGAUCACACUCUGAAUAAUCGAAAAAUAAUACAGUUAAUAUUGGUUCUUUA
Spinacia oleracea (spinach) is the source of this 3068-nucleotide messenger RNA. RefSeq names its product protein PSK SIMULATOR 1. The coding region runs from base 627 to 2606 and encodes 659 amino acids. Gene Ontology annotation, biological process: positive regulation of growth. The record is from RefSeq and is a predicted model, not a curated record. The transcript has 14 exons. Lineage: Eukaryota; Viridiplantae; Streptophyta; Magnoliopsida; Caryophyllales; Amaranthaceae.